Molecule: messenger RNA, 1355 nt
Organism: Fopius arisanus
Lineage: Eukaryota; Metazoa; Arthropoda; Insecta; Hymenoptera; Braconidae
Product: lipase 3-like
Exons: 6
Coding region: 9-1337 (442 amino acids)
Biological process (GO): lipid metabolic process
Molecular function (GO): hydrolase activity, acting on ester bonds
Source: RefSeq, a predicted model, not a curated record
UGUACAACAUGAUACUAGCUAAUAGUAAAUAUUUAAUCGUGCAAUUUUUCAUGGGUCGUUCGUUGCAAAGUGCAGUUUGUAUUUUAAUACUCAUUGACACCGUGUUCGCAAACAUAACGGACAAUCAACUGACACCAGAAGAGAGAUCAUUUGACAAUGACGGUAAUUUCAUCUCGAACAGCAAUGCGAUUGAAAAAUGGAUAGAGAAUCAUUUGUUUUCAUACGAUCCUGAUACAAUAUUAACAACGCCUGAAAUAAUACGUCGAGCCGGAUAUCCAGCUGAGAGUUACACAGUGCAAACUGGAGAUGGAUAUUUGCUGACUAUGCACAGGAUUCCAAAUGACACAGGAUAUCCAGUAUUCCUGCAGCACGGAUUCCUCAGCAGUUCAGCAGAUUGGACCUUCACAGGCAAGGGCAGAGCAUUAGCCUAUCUAUUAUCAGAUGCUGGAUUCGAUGUUUGGUUGGGUAAUUACAGAGGUAACACGUAUUCCCGUUCUCACAUCUACCUAACACCAGAAUUUCACGAAUUCUGGGACUUCUCCUGGCACGAGAUGGGAAUUUACGAUAUGCCUGCUAUGAUACAACAUGUGUACAAUUAUCGAAAACUACCGCUAAUAUACAUUGGCCACUCGGUAGGAACAACAGCACUUUUUGUUAUGGCAGCAAACCGUCCUGACAUGCAUGACAAGAUAAGAUUAGCCAUUUGCUAUGCACCUGUUGCUAUUGUAACACAUUGGAAGAGUCCUGUGCGAUUUUUGGCACCAUUUGCUCGGACCUUCGAGUUCCUGAGUGUAAUUACUGGAUACAAGGAAAUACUCUCCCGAAAUCCUGCUAGCAAUCUAGUCUCCCGAUGGCUCUGUUCUUGGCUGCGCAUUCAACAAGCAGUAUGUGAAACUAUUAUAUUUUCACAAGUUGGACCUGAUUAUAGCGAAUUGGAUUUAGAUAUAAUACCGAACCUCGUGGCGCAUUUCCCGGCUGGGUCAUCAUCGAAAGCUCUACUGCACUACCUGCAAGUUCAUAAUUCUGGCCAAUUCAGAGCCUAUGAUUACGGCAUAAGAAAAAACUUGGAGGUUUAUCACACAAUUCAACCGCCCGUUUAUGACGCAUCACAGAUGAAUGUGCCAAUGUUUUUCUUCUACAGUUUAAAUGACUGGCUCGCACCUCAACAAGACGUCAAAAGCUUCUAUAAUGAAUUGCCGAAUAAAUACGGGAUUGCUGAAAUCAAUUAUAGGAGUUUUUCUCACGAAGACUUCCUUUGGGCGCACGAUGCGAACACAAUUGUGUACGACCAAACAAUCGAAAUCAUUAAGAGCGCAAUCAAUGGCAGCAAAUAUUGAUAAUUAUCAAGGGAUAAA